AUGCGUUUCACCGCCGACAGCUCUUCCCUUGCGGUCUACGCCCUCACGCUCCUUUCCCUCCCCGCAGUCCUCGCUCUUCCCCCUCACGGCAUUGCGACGCGUACACGGCACGGCCAGACUUCCCGCGACAUUCUUGACCUCGAUACGUCCUUGUCUCUGGAUACUCUCGGCGUCGAUGUCGCGCUGCCUGAUGUGGAUGUUGUCGCGCGCCGCCACCUUGUUGACACUGAUACCUCAUUGUCUCUUGACACCCUCGGCAUCGACGUCUCGAUACCUCCCUCAAAUGCUAUCGCCCUUCGCCAAUAUCACGCGCGCCGUGGUCUCUCAGAUACUUGCGCAUAUGUCGACCUCAGCGUCCUCAGUCUCGGCAUCCUUCCCGUGGACCUCAAUCUCGACCUAUGCUUGUGCAUCGGCUUGCUCCCGUCGUUGGUCACCCUCGACGCGACGUUGGAGGCACUCGUCGACCUUUUCGGUCUUGAUGAGAUCAUCGCGAAACUUACCGUCGUGAUCAAUGGCUGUCCCAAUGCUCAGCAGUGCCACUACCCGGACCAUUCUCAGGCCAUCUGUACAGAAGGCAAUCCUUGUGGAUUCCAGUGCGAAGCGCCUUACGUCGUAGAGGGCGACGAAUGUGUCUGCCCUGCGCCGCUGACGUCCUGCAACGGAGUCUGCGGUUCGUUCCCGCACGGUUGCGGGUCGGCUGUUCCUCGCGCUCUCAAUGCUAGAUCUGACUCCCGCAUGCAAAAACGUGUCGUCAACGCUGACAAGGUUCUUACUCUGGCCAAGGCGCAGCUGACAUGCAAGCAAAACGAAACGGUCUGCGGUGUGUACGGCGGUUCUUCCAGGGCAUUUGAGUGCCUGGACGUGAACACUCAUGUCGAGAGUUGCGGCGGGUGCGCUGUGCCUCCCCCCUUCCUUCCUUACGACGCUUCCACGGGAAGCGACUGUACUGCGAUCGCCGGUGCCGAAAGCGUCUCGUGCGUCGCCGGACAAUGUGCGGUUAUUAACUGCAGGGAGGGUUGGGAGCCCAGCAUGGCUGGCGAGGAGUGUAUCAAGAUUCCGAGGGGGCGUGCCAGUCCCUUGCCUCAGGCUACGGGUGUAAUCGCUGAGGUCCUCCGCCCGCAAGGCUACAUAUCGGUCAUGGACACGCUGCGUGCUGCGUUGGAUCUCGGCCGUCUGGCUGGCGCUGCCUGGGACUUCGUCUUCGUCCGUAUUCCGUAG
Messenger RNA from Sparassis crispa, 1218 nucleotides. RefSeq lists its product as hypothetical. Bases 1 to 1218 code for a protein of 405 amino acids. NCBI's taxonomy places the organism in Eukaryota, Fungi, Basidiomycota, Agaricomycetes, Polyporales, Sparassidaceae. The record is from RefSeq and is a predicted model, not a curated record. The transcript has 5 exons.